Molecule: messenger RNA, 1656 nt
Organism: Cryptomeria japonica (Japanese cedar)
Lineage: Eukaryota; Viridiplantae; Streptophyta; Pinopsida; Cupressales; Cupressaceae
Product: polygalacturonase-like
Exons: 9
Coding region: 128-1378 (416 amino acids)
Biological process (GO): carbohydrate metabolic process
Molecular function (GO): polygalacturonase activity
Source: RefSeq, a predicted model, not a curated record
AUUGUACAAGCCCCGUAAUCCCUGUUAACUUACUUUUGGUUUCAACAACUCUUUAUAUACUACUGGUAAAACGUCCACGGUGCCCUUUAAAUUCUUCAGAAAACUGGAACUGCUUGUAGAAAUUCCAAUGGGAAACAUUCCUUUUUAUCUUCUGCAUUUUGUCUUUAUUUGUGUUUCAUUUCAGUCCAGUUUUAUUAUCGCUUGCAAUCACGAAUAUGGGAAGAGAAAUAUAACUUCAUGUUCAGAUCUUCAUCUCGUUAAAUUCUUUAAUGUGCAAGCAUACGGUGCAGUAGGCAACGGAUUAGAAGAUGAUACACUGGCAUUCUCACGGGCAUGGGCUGCCGCUUGUGAAUCUCCUUCCACAACAUUGCUUGUGCCUGGCCCUAAAACAUUUCUUUUGAAGCAUUCAAUUUUCACUGGUCCGUGUCAGCCAGGUUUUAAUUUUCAGAUAGACGGAACAAUAGUUGCACCAAAAUAUCCUGUACAAUCGACGAAUUCAAGAGUAUGGCUUGAAUUUAAGCGACUUAAACAUUUUAGUCUGACCGGAAGGGGCAUGAUUCUUGGACAAGGAAGUGGAUGGUGGUAUUUAGCUUGCAGGGUGGUAAAUUACAAGCGGUUCUGUAGAAGGUUGCCAACGGCCAUUCAAUUCGAAUAUAGCAGAGGGAUUAUAAUUUCAGGAAUUACGAUUAUAGAAAGUCCUCGCUCUCAUUUGAAUUUUCUUGGAUGUCACAAUGUCGAAGUCCUCUCAGUUAGAAUUUUGGCACCCGAAAACAGUCCAAAUACAGAUGGAAUUCAUAUAGAAUUUUCCACAAAUGUUUUAGUACGCGACUGCGUUAUCGGCUCAGGGGAUGACUGUAUCUCAGUCGGUAAAGGAUCUUCCAACAUCACAAUACAAGAUCUUACAUGCGGACCAGGUCAUGGAAUAAGUGUGGGAAGCCUUGGUAAAAGGCAUUCAACGGACGAGGUUUCCAACGUAUUGAUAGACGGCGCCAAAUUGAUAUCAACUCAAAAUGGAUUAAGAAUCAAAACAUGGCAGGGAGGUACAGGCCUGGCAAGCAAUAUUGUAUUUUCCAAUGUUCAAAUGGUAGACACAGCCAAUCCAAUAAUAAUCGAUCAAUACUAUUGUGAUUCACCAAUGCCCUGCCCCAAUCAGACGUCUGCAGUUCGAGUCACAAACGUAACAUUCAAAGACAUUAUAGGAACUUCUGCAACAAAAGUAGCAGUGCGUCUUUCCUGCAGCAAAAGCAUACCAUGUACAGGCAUAAUUCUGAGUGACAUAUCUUUGAAGCUGACCUCAGGUGGGCAGCCUGAAUCUUAUUGUGAAAAUGCCAAGGGAACAACAUGGGGAACCGUAAACCCUCCAAGCUGCCUUCUCUAAAUUUGUUUACCUGCUGAAGAUUAAAUCUCGUGCAGAUAACAAUGAACGAAAAGAUAGAUUGCAUAAACAUGAAAAAUGUGUUUUCAGAAGAAAAUGAAGAUCCUUAGUAUGAAUCUAGAAUCAGAAACUUUGUACAGUGGUAGAUAACAAAAUUACUGAAAAAAUAACAAAAUGCAGAGAAGCAAGUAUACUGCAGCCAUUUCAUGUUUAGCAUAUAAUUGAAAGCGGACUUUAAAAAAAUUAAGAGAGGUUAUGCAUAACCUGCAAUUUGAUCGUCA